This is a messenger RNA of Oreochromis niloticus (Nile tilapia), 1824 nucleotides long. RefSeq lists its product as uncharacterized. The transcript has 2 exons. The record is from RefSeq and is a predicted model, not a curated record. The coding region runs from base 421 to 1824 and encodes 467 amino acids. NCBI's taxonomy places the organism in Eukaryota, Metazoa, Chordata, Actinopteri, Cichliformes, Cichlidae.
ACAUGCAUAGGUUCUUUCUCUUCAGCACCCUCUGCUGGUCAUAGUGGGAAUACUCACAAGCUUAUAUUUUGGUGGGGUUUUUCUGUGUUCCUGUGGGUAGAGGAAACAGGAAGCUGGUCGCUUGUUAGCCUGCAGAAUAUGCUGUUUGUCGCCUUAGAUGCUCUUUAAAACAUUUCUGCCUUGGAGAGUUAUUGCUUUUUUACGGGAAGAAAAGGAUGUCAAUCAUUGAACUACUGACGAAGUAAAAAGCCUCAAACUUACUUCCGCCUCCUAUGUUCAUUGAAACCGUUAGCUGUCUGUCAAGUUGGGCAAAGGGACGCACAAUAAGGACAGAACAGUAAAAAAGCAGCUUCUCAGCGGGCAGAGAUAAUCAAAGACAGCAACCUCGGCUGCCAGCACGUCUCAUCUCUACUACUGCUUAUGCUUGCCACACAGCAGCAUUGUGGGAUGGAGGACACACAAGCCGCAAAAGAAAUAACGCAGCUGUCGGCUCUAGAGACCAGGUCAGUGGCCUCUAUAACAUCUAGUGGAUCAUCAGCCAGUCGAGCCGCUGCUGCAGCUCGUGCUAAACUGGAGGCAGCUCGCGCACGAGCCGAUUAUGCCAAAAUAGAGUCAGAAAUGAUGAUUGAGAAGGCUCGCAUAGAAGCCAAAUUGAACACUUUACAGUAUGAAAAGGAGGUAGCAGCAGCUAUGGCUGAAGCCAGCAUCCUUGAGGUUGCAGCAGAGGAGUCUGUCAAAACUGAAAGGAAACCUGCUUUUGAAGAGACUGCUGAAAGGACACGCCAGUAUGUGGAGCAGCAUCUACAGCCAACCGAGAGUGCUAAACCAGAGGCAGAGCAUAGAGAGUCAACUGUUCAUGAACUGAAGCCCACAAUUCCACCCAGGCAAAGCUUUGAUACUCCAUAUGUUGAAACCCGCUUGUUCAAAAUGAGAAACAAAACCAUUCCAACAUCAGGGCUAUCUCAGGAACCAAAGUCUGGUAUUUACCCCCACUCAACACCGCACCCGCCAGAGAGCACAAGGGAAAGGUCGCCUGAUCGAGUCACACCACAACUCCUACCAGAUGGCAGUGCUCAGGUGGGUGAUAUAGCAAGGUACUUGGCACGGAGGGAUCUUAUUAAUGCUGGUCUCACAAAGUUUGAUGACUGCCCUGAAAAUUACUGGGCGUGGAAAUCCUCCUUUCUGAAUGCAAUCAGUGGACUAAAACUCAGCCCCAGCGAAGAGUUGGACCUCCUUAUUAAGUGGCUGGGGCAUGACUCAGCACGGCAUGUGAAAAGAAUAAAGACGGUCCACGUCUGUCGUCCUGAAGUUGGAUUGGACAAAGCCUGGGAGCGCUUGGAGGAAUGUUUUGGCUCUCCAGAGAUAAUUGAAAAAACACUUUUUGACAGGCUUACAAACUUCCCAAAGGUCAGUAGCAAGGAUCCCGUGAAGCUGAGAGAGCUUAGUGACCUGCUGCAAGAGGUCGAGGCAGCAAAAUCAGAGGGUUAUCUCCCAGGGCUAAGCUAUCUUGACACUGCACGUGGUGUCGCUCCAAUUGUGGACAAGUUACCACACAAUAUCCAGGAAAAGUGGCUCUCUCAGGGUUUUAAGUAUAAAGUUGACCAUAGUGUCAUUUUUCCGCCAUUUUCCUUUCUCUGUGACUUUGUCUGCAGAGAGGCACAAGCCCGCAAUGACCCAGGCUUCAGGCUCUUAGCAUCUACUACAGACCACUUUAGAUCAGAUGCUACAGUGAGGAAGCCCUAUAAGGGUUUUGGUCUCUGCUCACAAGACGGAAAUAUCACAGGAGAAAGCUGGCCAAGACAGUGUGAGAGAGCAAACCUGUGA